Vollenhovia emeryi is the source of this 1469-nucleotide messenger RNA. RefSeq lists its product as uncharacterized. The transcript is spliced from 4 exons. Bases 116 to 1405 code for a protein of 429 amino acids. NCBI's taxonomy places the organism in Eukaryota, Metazoa, Arthropoda, Insecta, Hymenoptera, Formicidae. The record is from RefSeq and is a predicted model, not a curated record.
AGUGUCGAUCCGUUCUUCUGUGAUGACCGAUGUUGAAUGAAUGCGCGAGCACGAAUAGGUGAGCCGUAUAUAAUAGCGAAGACCCAUACGUUCGUAAUCAGUAAAGUGAUACGCAAUGAUGGAGAAUGGAUCGUGCGCUGUUAUCCGGUCUUCCGCAGACACGAUAAAACGGUUCCAAGUUUAUCUAAGAAAACAUGAAAACGAUGACAAGUUGGUGAUUUCGGAGGCCGUGGAGAGGCCAGGUUCGAAGCCCGGCGACAAUUACACAUCGGUGUUGAUCAGAACGAAAGUCGUCGGUACACGCGGAGAUGGAAGUCCGUACGCCAAGACUUUUAUGACGAAGACGAUCGUCCGAGAUAGCAAAAUCUCCACGUUGGUAGAUCUUUCCGAUUUAUUCCGUAUGGAGGCACAUGCUUAUACAAUAGUAUUGCCUGUCCUUAGAUCCUUUGGCCCUCAAUGUAUAUAUGCCGACAAAGAUACUAUAAUAAUGGAGGAUUUAGCUGAAAAGGGAUACGUCAACUGCGAGAGACGCAACUAUAUGGACUUGGAUCAUACUAUUUAUGCCUUAAAGAAACUUGCCAAGUUACACGCGUCGAGUCUAGCUAUAAAGAUCAAUGAUCCGCGGCAGUUUGACACGCUCAACAUGCAUAUCGAAGAAAUAAUUUACAAGAACAAUUCCGAGACAUCGGUAAUGAGGGCGUGCACCGAUAUGUGCGUGAAGUCGAUACUACAAUAUUUAGACAUGGUAAAGACACAAACGCCGGAGUUGCAAACCAUUAAACAGCACAUUGCCAUCUACGUCGACAAAACGUACGAUGCAAUGCGUCGACUGUUCGUCGCACCGAAGCAAAAAUAUGACACGAUCUGCCACGGUGAUCCGUGGGUCAAUAAUUUGCUCUUCCUACACGACGACGACGGCAGGAUAAUCGAUCUAAAGAUGGUAGAUUACCAGAUAAUCAGGUAUACCUCGUUGUCUACGGACAUCCUUUACUUCAUAUAUAGCAGCGUGCAAUCGUCGUUAAUCGAGAGGAGUUUCGAGAGCCUCAUCAAGAUCUAUCACAACGAGUUUCUCAGUGAACUUCAACGAUCGCGCGUAGACGAGAAGAUUCUGACGGAGCUCGGUAUGGAAUGGCUGAAUAAGGAGUUGCGAACUUACGCGUUUUACGGGCUGCUCAUUGGGUGCUUUAUGAUCAAUCCGAUUUUGGCGGAGGAAGAGGACGUUAAGCAAUUUGAAACGGUGGACUUCGGUACGACGAAUCCGUUCUAUCAAGCAGACGCGAAUUCAGCGAUGAGCGAGAAGAAAACCAAUCGCGUCAGGUGCAUCACGUCUCAUUAUUAUAGGAGACUACAUUUGGGUAUUAUUAGUGACGAUAUCGAACCGAUUUCCAUUACGAGACAGGAUUAGCAAUAAGAUCGCUCUUUUUUUUUUAAGUUUGCCCUUUUGUGAGUAAAUACCUUUACACUGUUAA